AUGGAGCAAGAGCUCCUAUCGCUCCUUGCCGACACGCAGUCGCCGGUCGCCGAUACGAGAAAGGCCGCCGAGCUUCAACUGCUGCGUCUCUACUCCAACGAGAGCUUCCCCCUCUCUCUCGCCGCCAUUGCUUCGCAUGAUUCCGUACCCACCAACCUCCGCCAGUCCGCCCUCUCCGUCCUGCGUACCUUUAUCGCCGCCGCCUGGUCCCCCAACUUGGACGACUUCAAGGGCCGCAUCCUCAUCAACGAUGUCAACAAGGAUCAGAUUCGAAGGGUCUUGCUGGACCUGGCCACCGUGACCGAGACCCCCGAGCGCAAGGUCAAGUCGUCUGCCAGUUUCGCCGUCAGCAAGAUUGCCAGCGCCGAUUUCCCUGAACAGUGGCCGGACCUCCUGCCGACCCUGCUCCGGGUCAUCAACGAUGGCAACAGCACCUCGGGGGCUCUGCACGGUGCUUUGAAGGUGCUUCUGGAUCUGGUCGAUACCGGGUUCAACGAGGAGCAGUUCUUCAACGUCGCCAGGGACCUCGUCUCGUCCCUCUACAACGUGGCCACCAGCGAGUCGAGAAGGCCGAUGCUCCGAGCCUUGGCCGUCGCAGUUUUCCGGUCGUGCUUCGAUACCCUGGAAAUGGUCCUGGAACAACACAAGGUGGCCGUCAAGCAGUUCAUGGACGAGGUGCUCGGUGGCUGGUCUCCUUUCUUUAUCUCGACGCUAAAGGCACCCUUGCCCGAAGCUCCUGUGGAACAAGAAGAAGCGAAGGAGACCGCGGUCGCUUCCCAAUGGAGGGGCGUGAUCGGCUUGAAAUUGCAGGUGACUCUGAUGAAGAUCCGAAUGGUGUUCCCUGGCCUCCUGUCCGCCCAAAGUCCUAUCUACUUUUCUACAAUCUGGACGGAGCUCACGAAUAUCCAGAAUGGAUACCAUGAGUUCUACAUUCACGACGAGAGACAGGGUCGCUUGGAGGACGCCGACGGGCUCCCGUACACCCUGGACUUCCUCGUUCUGGAAGAGUUGGACUUGAUUCAAACUCUCUUGAAAGCACCGCCGGUCAAGGCCGAGCUGCAGCAGCAAUUGCAGAACGCCGGACAGGCCGUCACUACCUCCAGUUGGUUGCCGGAGAUUCUCAAGUUGACCGGAUCAUAUGCCCAAAUCACGUCCGAGGAAGAAGGCCUGUGGGACAUUGAUGUCAACCUGUUCCUUUCCGAAGAGACUUCCGUCACCGCUAACUACACGCCUCGUACCUGCAGUGGUGACUUGGUCAUCAAGCUCGGCGAGUGGCUCAAGGGAACUACGGUCGAGGGUCUGCUGGUAUACCUAACCGCCGUUUUUGCGGACUCUGCUUCUACGUGGAAGGCCCGUGAAUCGGCCUUGUACAUCCUUAACCAACUGCUCCGGGACUUCAGCGAGGUCGCCCAGCAGAUCUCUCCGGACUUGGCAAAUGGAUUCAACGGCCUCAUCCACUACUCCAUUCAGCAAGAGCAGGAGCUUCUCAGAGCCCGCGGCUACCUUGUGGCAGGUAUUCUGGCCCAGGUGGCCGGCGAGGCCUUCCAGCCGACCGCCGCUUCUUAUCUUGAGGCUACCCUGAAGGCGAUCUCCGAAGACCCAUCGGAAGUCGUGAAGGUUUCUUGCAUUCGAGCCCUGCAGGAUCUGCUGCCGGCUCUGUCCUCCAACACCACUAUUCCCCUCCAGAACUCCAUCAUCUCCGCCAUUUCCGAUUUUGUCUCCUCGCACGAUCUCCGCGAACCAUCCGACAGCGACGACCUCAAGGUCACUCUCGCUGAGACGCUCCGGGACACGAUCAUGGUCAACCCGAGCAUCGUUCUAUCGUCCAUCGCCAUCGAUGUUCUCUUCAAUAUCGCCAGCAACGGCGCAACCAAUUUCCAGCUCACCAUGAUCGUCACCGAGGCCUUCGAGGACCUGGUAGAGUCCAUUGCAGACCAGGGCCCCGAUUCCUUUGUCCUUCUCUGCGAGAAGGUCCUGCCUUCUUUGACCGGGGCCAUUGACGUUGGCAACCUGACUCAGGAGAACGCGCUGACAAACUUUGCCGCGGAUCUCGUGCGUGCUCUUUCGGAGAGAGCUCUCGAGCCCCUUCCGGCCGGAUUCGUGGAGACCGUCAUGCCCAAGAUGAACCGACUGCUGCUGGACUCGACCGACGGGGAGCUGAUCCGUCCCGCGACGGAAGCCGUUCGGCACAUGCUCUCGCACGACUUUAACCAAUUUGUCAACUGGCGGGAUCCCCAGAGCGGCAAGGAGGCCACCGAGGUGGUUCUGGUGAUUAUUGAUCGCUUGUUGGGACCCUCCGUCGACGACAACGCCGCGACGGAGGUCGGACAGCUGGCGGCCGAAUUGGUCGAGAAAGCGGGCUCCGAAAGACUCGGACCGUAUCUGCCCCAGCUCCUCCGAGCCGUGGCACAGCGAUUGGCGACCGCCCAGCAAGCGCAAUUCAUUCAGAGCUUGAUCCUCGUUUUUGCCCGGCUGACGCUCAUCAGUGCGCGCGAGGUGGUGGACUUCCUGGCGCAGGUCGACAUUGGCGGGCAGAGCGGACUGCCGAUCGUGAUGAGCAAAUGGCUGGAGAACUCGGUCAACUUCGCCGGGUAUGAUGAGAUCAAGCAAAACAUCAUCGCCCUGGCAACGCUGUACAACCUAGAAGAUCCUCGAUUGGCCCAGGUCCAGGCCAAGGGCGACCUAAUCAUCCAGGACACCGGUCGCAUCAAGACGCGGUCGCAGACGCGCAACAACCCGGAUCAGUACACGGCGGUGUCGGCACCGUUGAAGAUCGUCAAGGUGCUGGUCGAGGAGCUGGCAGCGGCAGCGGGGAGCAAAGAGAUCGACGCGGCCACAGCGGCGGCGCUGGAGGAAGAGGAUAGCGACGAGGACGACGAGUGGGAGGACCUCCCCGCCAACACGCUGGAUCUGAAUCUGGGGGUGACGAAACAGGAACUGAUGGCGUUUGGCGAAGGCGGCAGCGAAGGAGUGUUUGGCGUGCGCAAGCGUGACGACGAGACGCAGGCAUUUUUGCUGGACUUCUUCCGCAACGCAUCUGCCAAGGCCGAGUUCCAGCAACUAUUUGCAGCCUUGACGCCGGCCGAGCAGGAGAAGCUGCAGAGUCUGGGAUGA
Aspergillus affinis is the source of this 3114-nucleotide messenger RNA. RefSeq names its product putative importin beta-5 subunit. Gene Ontology annotation, biological process: protein import into nucleus. The coding region runs from base 1 to 3114 and encodes 1037 amino acids. Gene Ontology annotation, molecular function: small GTPase binding. The record is from RefSeq and is a predicted model, not a curated record. NCBI's taxonomy places the organism in Eukaryota, Fungi, Ascomycota, Eurotiomycetes, Eurotiales, Aspergillaceae. Gene Ontology annotation, cellular component: nuclear envelope; cytosol. The transcript is spliced from 3 exons.